AGUAAAAUAAAAAUCUAUCCCGUAAAGGGCUUUCAUGAAGAAAUUAAAGAGAGGAAAUUACAAGUAAUAGAGAAACUAGGAGUUGCACACUGGAGAAGCCACCCAAAAUAACUGGAGUAAGACAAAACGAGUGAAUACAUCUGGAAGAAAUUUUACUUAGUAUGGUAUUUUUGCCCACUUUUUGGUCAUAAAGGCCGCCAAGGAAGAAAGAAUAUAGUUUUCUAGAGAAAGAACGAGUGUAAUGUAAAAAUGGAAGCCACAGUUUCUGAAAUUCAAGUCGAAAGCAAGGAUGAGAAGAGACCAACAGAAGUCAGUCCUCAAGACGAGCGGCAGGAGGAAAAAGCAUCAGUGCUUUGCUUCAAGAGAAGAAAGAAAGCAGCCAAAGAGAUGAAGCCCAAAACUAGCUCUAAAGCUGCUGGUGCAGCAAGAACGGGUCCCCCAGAGGCGGGAGCUUCUGAUCAGCCCCAGGCCCCAGUGGGGGCCUGGGCGUCAAUCAAACGUCUUGUAACGCACAGGAAAAGGUCAGAAGCUUCAAAGCAGCAAAAGCCCUUUGAGGCUAAAGUGCAACCUGAAAUCAGUGCUGAGGAUGCUGAUCUUUCUAGGAAAAAGGCAAAAUCCAGACUCAAGAUUCCCUGCAUAAAAUUCUCCAAAAGAGAGAAAAGAAGUAAUCAUUCCAAAAUUAUAGAAGAUUCCGACUGCAGCCUCAGAGUCCAGGGAGAGGCUGAACGUUUGGAUACGGAAGCUCCGACCCAAUCCGAUGAGCAGGCAACCACGCCCAAGUUGCCCCAGGAUGUGAGUAAAGCUGUCUCACAGAAAGGGGGCGAUGAGGUCUGUGAGCCAAAUGGGAGCCACAGCACAAUGGCACCUGGGGAAAAAGUGAUUGCAGUAGAACUUGGGUUAGACACGGGGCAUUCUGCCAUUCACACAGGAACUCUAGUCAUUGAACGAGAUACUGAAACAACUGAGGAAAAACAAAGCGUUCAACCCCAGCAAGCAAGCCCACUUGAACCUUCAGAAACACAACAGCAACCCCCUUUGGUUUCUGAUGUUCCUCCCUCACCUGCAGUCCCAGAUCAGCAAAUUGUGGAAGAAGCCAAAAGCAAUAUCCUAGAAAGUGGACCAAAUUGGAAACAGCACGAAAGUGGAGAGAUUGUUGCUGAAGAGAGUGAGCCAAAAGAUACUGAACUGAGCCAGAAAUCAGAGCUUAGAGGAAAUGAGGUCACUGCAGAGAAACCAAAACCAGAAGAAAGCAAAAGAAUGGAGCCAAUUGCUAUUAUUAUUACAGACACUGAAAUCAGUGAAUUUGAUGUUAAGAAAUCUAAAAAUGUCCCUAAGCAAUUCUUAAUUUCAAUUGAAAACGAGCAAAUAGGGGUUUUUGCUAAUGAUAGUGGUUUUGAGGGUAGAACUUCAGAACAAUACGAAACACUCUUAAAAGAAACGGCUUCUUCUCUUGUCAAGAAUGCUAUUCAGUUGUCUAUAGAACAGCUGAUUAAUGAAAUGGCCUCUGAUGAUAAUAAAAUAAACAAUCUUCUGCAGUGACUUAAUUUCCAAAUCAUGGGAGGAAAAGAAAAAAAGCUUAAUGCUGAAUUAUUUUACAUACUUGCGGCAUUUCUUUUUCAGUAACAAAUGAGGGAUUUAUCAUCUGUGGAAUUUAAAGGUAUAGUUCCAAUCCAGAAGUGCUAAAGAAUUACGUUUAUAAAACCCUUUCUCCCCCAGAGAUGUAGUCACUUCUGGAUCAGAGGAAGCCCAUACAGAUUGCAAUGCACAGUGACAUACAGGGAGGUGUGAAAAUGACAUGUGGAGAUUGGGGUACUUGGGGGAAGGAAGCUGUAUUAAUUGAGCACUUAUGGGAUGACAUAAACUCUUUACUGUUCUCUGAUGUCACAAAGCCUGGUUUCCCUUUGAUAGUUCGAUCCUGUGUAUAGGUUAACAUCACAUUCGAUUUUCAAAGCUUCCCCCCCCCCCACAGUGCACUUUUAUGUUUAAAAUGGUGAAGAAGGUGAGCUAUUUUUGUCAAUGUGUGAUUUAUAGUUGUUACACUCAUAGGCAGUAGUCUUACCUCAAAAAAAUAUUGCCUUUUCUUAGUUUCAGCAGAAUGUGCAUAUUUGAAUUAAACAUGAGUGUUUUUCUAGUCCUGCUUAAAUACUGUACACAAGCCAUUCACAAUUUACUUCAGACAGACAAAUAAUUACCAAGUGC
Messenger RNA from Lynx canadensis (Canada lynx), 2199 nucleotides. RefSeq names its product A-kinase anchoring protein 5 (gene AKAP5). The coding region runs from base 250 to 1539 and encodes 429 amino acids. The record is from RefSeq and is a predicted model, not a curated record. Lineage: Eukaryota; Metazoa; Chordata; Mammalia; Carnivora; Felidae. Gene Ontology annotation, biological process: positive regulation of adenylate cyclase activity. Gene Ontology annotation, cellular component: excitatory synapse; postsynaptic density; dendrite membrane. The transcript has a single exon. Gene Ontology annotation, molecular function: adenylate cyclase binding; protein kinase A regulatory subunit binding; beta-2 adrenergic receptor binding.